AUGCAACCAAGAAUCAACUUCCACUAUCUCGAGGUCAAGAAACCAGGCAAGCAAGCAUUCAUCUUUGCCAGCGUCUCUGCAGGAGCCUAUCUCGUCACUCAACUCUCCAAAACUGUUUUUGGAUUGCCUUCCACUACUCCCAACAAUGAUCGCGAAAUGAUUCAAUUUUAUCGUCCCAUUGAUCAAAGAGAAACAUGGUCCUUUGAUUUCACUUCCAUUGCUCCACCAAGGCCAAAGAGAGAGGAUUAA
This is a messenger RNA of Naegleria fowleri, 249 nucleotides long. RefSeq lists its product as uncharacterized. The transcript has a single exon. The record is from RefSeq and is a predicted model, not a curated record. Lineage: Eukaryota; Heterolobosea; Eutetramitea; Acrasida; Naegleriidae. The coding region runs from base 1 to 249 and encodes 82 amino acids.